UAGCGACACAACCAAGCUUGUCAUGUGUCAGAAUUAACCAAUCAAAAUUAUAAAGAAUCAAGAUCGUAAUAUUACGACAAAAAAAAACAUUUUAAAUUAAUUGCCAUUUUGUUUUCCAGCUAUUUCUAACAACACAUCGUGCCAUCACUGCUUCAGAACAAAUACAGACUGCCAUGCGACAUUAUUAUCCAGGUACAAAUCUGGUUUUCCUGUGUCAUUUUUGUUCAAUUUAAAUUAAACACCACAUAUAACAGUGCAUGUAGGUCUCUUUGUAGCCUGAUUUACCCUUCGGGGAUCUUCUUCGCCUUCUUGGCCGUUGUCUAGCAGUGCGCAUGCUCUGUUGUGUGCUCCCACGGUUGUCCUAUUCCUGGCCUAUCGUAGGAAAAACAGGAGUGGGCGGUCUCUUCGUUGACUCCUUGUCUGCUCAUUUCACGCGUCCUAAGUGGGACUGACCAGCAGGUUCUACACAUAAACUUUAUCCCUACACUGGAAAAAUGGCAUUCCAACUUAGCGUCCCUUAUCCAGUAUUAAUAAACAAUAUUUUCCACCCCUUCAACAAUUAAUUCUAUGAAGUGAGACGCCCAAAUUCUUGAUAAAUACCCAUAUAUCUUACACAUGCAUCACCUUAGUUUCUAUACAUGAAUUUGUGUUUAAAGCCACUGAUUUAAUAAAUAGUUAUUGCAUGGGGUUUUUAUGAAAUCCAGAAUUAUCAAGGUUGAGGUAAGUAUUAUCAGCACAGUCAAGCCGAAGGCGAGUUUGGUAAUACUAUUACUUACCUCAACCUUGACAAUUCUGAUGUCACAAAAACUGAAUUCAAUAACUGUUUUAUUAUACAUUGCAUUUCCAUUAACUCUUUCGACAAACAAUUAAUGUUUUGUCGCACAAAACUUUUGGUUUUCAAAAAAAGCAAUGAAAACGAUUUAAAGUAUCAUAUAAUAACAGCAUAAAAAUAUUAGAAAUCUCAUUUACCUACUAAAGUUCCGAUAAAAAUGCCACUAGAAAGGUCUGCUUUUUGAACAGAAAGCAUUCACAAAAACGCCUUUCGUUCUUGCUAUUUUUCCUUCUUAAUUAAACAGUCGCUUGCCAAAAAUUACAUACCGCGGGCUCAACCUACAUAUAACACAGUAUUUGCUAGAUAACCGAAUUGUGUGUAGGUUGCGUGAUUCCCAUAUUUAGCUGUAAACUACUGGCCAAUCAGUGAAUCAGAAGACACGUGGUGACUACAGUCUACACUGUUUAACAAUUAGUCGCCGAAGGCAAAGUGAUUACAAGCCUAUAUUCACUGAGCCGAAGGCGAAGUGAAUAUAUAGCCUGAGGCGACUAAUUGUUUUGGUAUAAUUUCAGUAUUGAAACAGUUUUAAUAUGUACUAGAUAAAACAUCAGCAGCCGAUCUUUAUCUGAUAUAAAAACUCCAGCCGAUCGAAGGCGAGAGUUUGUAUAUCAAAUAAAGAUCAGAUGCGAAUGUUUUAUCGUGCUUAUCAAAAACGACCCAUCUUAUGAGUUCAUUGGCGAAGUAAUUUUAAAAAUAAACAUCAGUCUAAGCCGAGAAAAUCAAAGCUGAAGUUUAAGUAAAUCAGGACAAAUCUUUAUGCGAUUUACAAACACUGAUUAAACAUUCAUUUCUUUUGAAUUUUCUUUAUGAAUUAUUGAUGAGUUUUAUAAGUAAUAGAUAAAACAUGAGCAGCCGAUCUUUACCUGAUAUUUCACUGUUUUUUUUUACAAAGAGACGCCUGGGUACGAGGCAGAUCUGAUAUACAAACUCGAGCCGAAGGCGAGAGUUUGUAUAUCAGAUACAGAUCGGAUGCGAAUGUUUUAUCGUACUUGAAAAAUGACCCAUAUUAUGAGUUUAUUGGUGAAGUAAUUUUAAAAAUACACAUCGUCUAAGCCGAGAAAAUCAAAGCUGAAGUUUAUGUAAAUCAAGACAAAUCUCUAUCCGAUUUACAAACCUUGAUUAAACAUUCAUUUCUUUUGAAUUUUCUUUAUGAAUUAUUAAUGAAUUUCUUAAUUAUAAAUACAACUAACACACGUGUUCAUUUUAUGAAUAUAAUUCGCAUAAAUAAUUUAUUUCCGUCUGAUUUUCAGCCAUUUUUUUGAGGAGCCAAUCAGAAUGCUCAAAAGCCAUUUUUCAAUACUGAAAUGGUUCAAGUUCGAUAACUGGUCAGAGCGCUGCACGGGUAGGUCUAAUAAUGUAUAAAAUUUACACUUGAAAUUACAUACACUAAAACCCUUCAACAAUUAUGAUGUUAGCAAUAACACUUCUAAUAGAUAGAGUAGUUGGGUUAACGAUCGUAUAAUCCCUUUUUUCCAAUUCCUAGAAAUAAUCACUGAGAAAUAUUUGGAUAUUAAACUCUUGACCAUAUGGUCUCUAAUGUGUACUACAGGCAAAUGAUAGACAAGUGAUGGCAGAACAAACAAUAGCUGUCGGUGUCCAAACCAACAACUCAGUAGUACUAGAGAUCUGUCCAACAAAACUGAGCAGCAACUCAGUAGUACUAGAGAUCUGUCCAACAAAACUGAGCAGCAAGUGGGAAAAAACUUAUCAAAGAAAAACGUGGGAAAAAAUCAUCAAUGCAAUAGAUGGCCUGUAUAAUAGUGGUGGAGGAAUUCUUAUACUGCGUUAUAAUAGAUCUCCACCACGUGGACAUGUGAGAAAGUGCAUGAGAAUGCUCGAGCAGAAGAUUCAAGAUCUCGUAGGACCAAUAACGCUAACGUUUGAUAUUCAUACCGUUGAAAUAACCCCCUCAUCUUCCCAAGCACAUGGUGAGAUCAAAAUAAGCGUGACAACAUCGACUAAAACAGAACACAUAAUCACGUUAAGCUACCACUGCUGUUUACCAAGUAGCCAACAAGUGAUGGAAAUUUUGUCGUCCGAAAAUGUGGAAAAACUCAGAGCGUUCUUGUUGGGGAACAUCAGGCCUCAAGUAACACCGAUUGAAGCAGCUUCGCACCAUUCAGAUUUUAAGAAGGGUAAAUGCGUUUCGUUUUCCGAGUCAAAAACAACACAGUUUAAGAUGUUGAAAGCCGAACCAACGAAAAAAACUACUUUUGCAGAUCGCUUAGUUGGAAAAGGCAAUAAAUUCUCACACUACGUUUCUGCAUUUGCCAAUUACGCUGGUGGGAACAUAUACGUUGGGGUCGCCGAUGACGGGACGGUCAAAGGGGAAGUCAUAAACGAAAGAGAAAAGAAAAAAAUAAAGGACAAGAUCCGCACGGCGAUUGAAAAGAUGCUAUGGCCAAAGAAAAGCGAGCCGACGGAUGGAAACGAGGACAAACGUUGGGAUGUCCAUUUCGAGCCAGUAAUAGAUAUUGAAACUGACAAGGUUGUACCAUCGUUGUACGUGGUUGUGGUCUUCAUAGCUCAAUGCCGAGGCGGUGUAUUCACUGAAGUGCCCGAGUGUUACGAGAUCGUCGAUAAUCAAGUAAAGAAGAUAGAUUUUGCCUCAUGGAAGAAAAGAAUCGAUCCACGUUUGACAAAGGAAGGUUAGUUUUAUAACGAAUAUUCUCCCUUUAUGCAUGUUUAGUUAGGUCACAGAAUAAAGACAUAUGGAAGGUCGCUGGUAACCGCUACCACGCCAGAUUCAUCAGCAAAAUGCUGACGCCGUGGGCUUAGUCAGUGUGCUUUAUAUCAGAGGCAUUACCCCCUAGACGUCCGCCAUUUUGAAUAUUUUCAGGGGGUGAAUGCCUCAUAAACGCGCACAGGCUAGGCCCAUGGUGUCAGUAUUUUGAUGACGAAUUACGGGAACGCCAAAAUCAUAGGAAAAACCAAGAAGUCGGGCUUCUGUGUAUAGUCUAUUCUGUGGCUGGGUACUCUGGUUCCAGAGAUUUAUUACGAGUUACAAACAUUGAUCACUUUUGCCUAGGCAAGUCAAACACAAAACAUUUAUCUGGAUAAGUAUACGAGGUGGAUAGAAAGAAUAGGACCCAUGCAUCUUGGUUAAAUUUAAAUAGUGAAAACAGUUGAAAUGAAUACAAAUCGAGCCGGGGGAAGUAGGUUUGCAUGUACCUGUAUAAUUCGUGAAUACUUUGAAUUAUCCAUUUCGUAAUAUAGGUGCACGUUGUGCCAAUGCCCCGUCCGACUUAGUAUACGAGGAACUGACGAGUCUUCUGAACAACAAUUGCGACGGAGAUGAACUCCACGCAGCGAGCAAAACAGCCCAGGAAAACUACAAAGUCAGCGACGUGAAAUUAACUUGUCUGUCGAAAUAUGUUAGCUUCCACCUAAGAAAAGGCAAAUAUGUCCAGGCUGAAGAACAUCUUAAUGUAUAUACGACGACCCUACCUUCCAGUACCAACCAAACGCGUUUCAAAGUAAUGGAACAAUAUCUUUACUCCAUUAUGGAACGUUGCAAAGGAAACUACCAAGAAAGCCACAAAAUUGCAAAGAAAAGUUUGGAUGAUUUAGAAAAACUUUCAUUUUGCAUCAUAUCCGCAGCGUUUUAUGUUCAAAUUGCUACACUGGAGAACAUUCUGGCAAUGAAAACAAAGGAUCGCACGGACCAGCUUUCUUUAAUAAGCAAGGCGGAAAAAAGUUACGACACCGCAAGUAGUCACUUGAAUCAAAUUCACAAAAGUACCACAAAAGCAGAAUAUCAACAAAAGGUUUAUAUCAACAAAGCCUUGCUUUCCUUGGGUUGCUCCCUCUCCGGCGAUAUGCUACCCGAUUCCGACACGCUCAUAAAUAUCGAAAAGGCGAAGGAAUAUUUACUGGAAACACAAAAAAUCGUCCUUAAAGGUAACCCACUUAGCAAGUUCCGAAAUAUUCAGAAUCUUUUCGCACAAGCCUGUUUGUCUUACAGGCUGGGUAACGACGAUCCAUCUCGACAGGCGGACCAACUGAGACACGCUGUGAACUACAGCAGAGAAGCAGAAAGUUUGGCAAAAAUGUGCGAAUUUGUCGAAAUGAGAACCUACGCCGAAACGUUCAUCAAAUUCUUCGAAAGUAAGAAGGUUAAAUGAACAAUUAAUAACACUUCAAGGUAAACACGAACGUAAUAAUGCAACAGAAGUGAACUCAGGUCGAUCUGUUGAUAACAUAUACAUAUAUUGAUAUAUAUAUAUAUAUAUAAACCAGAUAGACUUUACUUCAGUAUAAAAAUGAAAACAGUAAGUAGAGACUUUUUUUAAGUGGAAACUUUGAUGUAUUACAAAUGACUUCCACCUUAUCAUCAAACAUAAUCAAGAUUACUUCAAAAACUCUUACUAUAUUAGAUCAGUAAAACGUUGGAACAGUUUACCCACCGAGAUCAAGACAAGUUGUACUCUGUAUUCGUUUAAAACACACUUAAUUAACUUAGCAUAUAUCAUAGCAAAUCGAUAACAUACAACCUUCCUAUCCGUCGCUAAUAUUAAGUUUUAUAUAUGUGUGCUAAAUGUUUGUAAAUAUAUAAUAUCAUUAGUGAUGUAAAGUUAUAGGGACUUUCUUGGAGUAUGAGCAACCGAUAUAUUUUGAAUAAAUGUACAUAAACGUGGCGUUUCCUACACAACAAAACAAUUACAAGAUAAAAAGUAUUUGUUAAAUACAUUUCGUUGUUCAAAACAUUAUAUACAAAUUUAAAGAAUUUCUUCAACCGAAUUGCUAAUAUGAAACGCCAAAUAAAGCUUUUAUGAGUAAAAGUCUAGUUUGAAAUGGCUAAUGGUGUAAUUUGUAAUUACCACGACUGUUUAAAUUAUCCCUUUAAAAUAUUCACCAUGUGUAAUCACGAUCAGCAAAAGUAUCCUCUUCUGUCCUUUCAUGCUCACAAUCAUCAGGUACAUUUGUUCCUCUCCAACUCGUCCAAUUAUCCUGUUCACUCCCUUUAUCCUCCUGCUCACCCUCCAUCUCAAUAUCCCAACAUUCAUCCCCGGCAGGAAGGCAAUCCAGUUUAUAAUAUUGGAUAUAAUUGUUGCCAACACCUUCAGAGUCCCAUUUUGUCCCGUUAUGUUCCCCAUCGUCCUCGUCGUCACUAGGCCAUUCAUUUUCAGCCCGUGUGUACUUCACAGCGGUCUGUGUAUCGUUAAGUUCGAGUUUAGGACUAGCUUGUAUAACCGAUCUGAAAACCGAUGAAACACGAAAUGUUUACAUUUAUUUUAACUUCGCUUUGUCCGCAAUAUUAU
Messenger RNA from Paramuricea clavata, 6093 nucleotides. Lineage: Eukaryota; Metazoa; Cnidaria; Anthozoa; Malacalcyonacea; Plexauridae. The record is from the annotation of a GenBank genome assembly.